ACAUCGGUCGGGAGGGCGUAACCAGGCUGCCCUUCCGAUAGACUGUUUCCCUAAAACGGGUCUCCUGCAGAAAAUUCCUGCUUAGCGUGUUGUUUACUGUCCCGCAAGAUCGCGUCGUUAGACCGCGCACGUUAGAUAUCAGCAUUUUCAUCAAGCCAACCGUGACAAUCAACCCGUGCACAAAGUUACGCCGUUCAUCCGGAGAAUGUUGAACGUCGUCGUGUAUGCCACUUUGCUGUCUUUCUGCUACGCUUGUCCCCACCCACGACUUGCUAACGGUGCGAAGAUUUCCUAUGGCAUGGAAUUAUCUUCGCGGGACGGAUUCAACGAGAGAACUGUUGCUUCUUACAGCUGCGACCCAGGGUACAAAAUUGUGGGCCCCAGUGAAGCAAUUUGUCAGCGCAAUGGUUCCUGGUCACCGAGCGAACUACCCGUUUGUGUUACCAACGUGGCAAGUAAGAAACCGGCUUACCAGUUGAGUACAUCGGAUGUUUCCAGACUGGCCGCCAAUGUGGUCGAUGGAUCCCUAGACACUUGCUACCAGAACAGUCAACAUAACCACUCUCUGUGGCUUGUCGACCUUCUUCAAGUGUUUCCAGUCGUGGUAGUAGAGCUUUCUUUGGAUCUGCCUACAACCGCCAUACUGGUGGCGGUUCGCGUUGGAAAUAAUUCGAAGGACCCGCUACAAAAUCCGAUAUGCAGCAUUUUCGACCAUUUUCUCCCGCCAGUAGAAAUGAGCCAACCACAUUUUUAUCUUUCCUGCGUAACACCAAUAGUGGGACGUUACGUCAGCGUCCAUGACAGAGGCGCGUUGUCUAUUUGCGAACUUUCCGUUUAUUCUACUACUCUUCGUCCAGUUCCUGCCGGCACGACGACACAACGUCCGACGCAGCGGAAACCAGUUCCGAAACCAAUGGAAUCUGCCAUCAUACUAACGGCAACUUGCAUUACCCUAGGAAUUGUGCUCUUGGCGACAGCGAGCUACUUCUUCUGGAAGAAGGGUAACCGAGUGCGUCCACGCUGGUUCAAGAGAGACUGCUCCGUGAUUGUGCGAGAAUUCCCAGGUGAAACAAACUUGGCCUUCGAGAGUUGUGGUGAAAGGAACCUGGAGCUUGGGUAUCAGAUGGCAUGGCAGGAAGUAUCGCGGAGCGGAGUGGCAGCGCUAACUCCGGUGAACACGCGACGUGAUGCGUCCACGAUGACAACUCCGUCUGAAUUUCUCUCGCAGGGCUACAUGUGAUUUUAUGGGUUAUGUUUUUAGCUGUCUUAGAAGACGUGUGCUACAUGUGUACUUCAUGUAAGGUAGAUUAUGUUAAGAAUUUUGAUAAUCGCGCUAUAAUGUAAUGUGGUUCGCUUCGGCAACUCGUCUCUGCGGCAUCUACGGUAUCCUGGGUUGGUACUUAAAUACGGUUUGUUUAGGCGUUUAAGAGGAAAAAUAAAUCCAUUACUUUUGGCUUGGCUGACUUUCGGCCUCAUAGCAAGAGACGUAUUAACUCGCGUAGUACACCAGUCCAGUGGAAGAUCAGUGCAUUCGUUCGUGUUUUACAUGUAAUCUUUGGGUAAUUGUCUAAGUUCUUGGAUACCACUGUGAAAAUUGCAACAGACUGUCUGUUUCUCGGCUGCUCUCAGGAGAACAUGUGAUAUCUUGAAAACACGUACUCAUAAGAUCGUAUUAUAGAGCGUCAGCACGAAUAAACUUCACUCUAUUGGA
Molecule: messenger RNA, 1711 nt
Organism: Ornithodoros turicata
Lineage: Eukaryota; Metazoa; Arthropoda; Arachnida; Ixodida; Argasidae
Exons: 1
Coding region: 206-1240 (344 amino acids)
Source: RefSeq, a predicted model, not a curated record